Molecule: messenger RNA, 1411 nt
Organism: Thecamonas trahens ATCC 50062
Lineage: Eukaryota; Apusomonadida; Apusomonadidae
Exons: 2
Coding region: 5-1327 (440 amino acids)
Molecular function (GO): protein binding
Source: RefSeq, a predicted model, not a curated record
CGCCAUGGCUGACUACCGACGCGGGCGCAGACGGCAGCUGGAUGCCAGUGCCUCCAGCGUAGUCAUGCGGAACGUCAUGGAGCGCCAGCUGAUGCGUGAUGCAGCUCGGCGGAUCAAGAAGACGUCCAAGGGUGCGGCGUUCUCGGGCUUCUCCUUGCAGGGCGCCUUGGACACGUACGACCCGGAGACGUCCAAGAUCAAGCUCUCCUUCCUCCGCAAACGCUCUCGGGUGGCAGAGAUUAUUGCUGCGGGCGAGCUCAUUUUCGCCCUUACCCGCCAUGGUGUCUGCGCCGCUUUCAACAGAGACACGAUGACGCGGGUGUGCUACCUCAACAUCACGCCUGCCGAGGUUGUGCGGUCGCUGUUUUACAACAAGGUCAACAAGUCGAUCAUUACUGUGUCUGUGUAUCGGACGGACAACUUUUCGUCGCUGCGGUGCCGGACGACGCCGUUGGAGCACAUUGCGCGCGGGCAGCCCGACGCCGGCUUUGCGCUCUUUGAGUCCGAGUCGCUGCGGUGGCCCGGGUUUGUGGAGUUUGACGACGUCAACGCCAAGGUGCUGACGUACUCUGCGGCGUCCAAAACGUACAAGGUGUGGGACCUGUCGAAUUACACGCUGCUGUACGAGGUGCAGGAUACGCGGAUUCAGGAGAUCAAGAUCUCGCCGGGCAUCAUGCUGCUCAUCUACCCGCGGACCACCUCGCACGUCCCGCUCAAGAUCCUCAACAUCGAGACUGGCGAGGUGCUGAAGGAGUUCAAGCAUCUACUCCACCGGAACAAGCGGGUCGACUUUAUCGAGCAGUUCAACGAGAAGCUGCUCAUCAAGCAGGAGAACGAGAACUUGCAGAUCGUCGACGUGGAGUCGUCCAAGAUCCUGGAGGUCUCCCAGACCGAGUUUGUCACGCCCAAGGCCUUUAUCUUCCUCUACGACUGCCACCUCUUCCUCACUUUUCUCCAGUCGUCCAUUGCAGUGUGGAACUUCCGCGGCGAGCUGGUGACCAAGUUUGACGACCACCGGCUGCAGUUCCUCGACACGCACACCAACAACAUCUACAUCAACUCGCGGCAGGACACCAUCAUCUCGUACUGCAAGCAGCACGGAAACGCCAAGGGCUCCAUCAACGUCUCGGACAUCUUCACCGGCGCCUCGAUCGGCAAGAUUGCGCCCGAGGAUGGCCUCUCGCCCGCUGCAGAGUCUGACGACCGCGCCGGGCCCGCCGCCCAGGCGGCCGCCCUCGACGAUGUCACUGCCCUCUUCUAUAACGAGGAGCGCAACGAGAUUGUGACCGGCGACAACAGUGGCCGUAUCCACAUCUGGAGCAAUUGAGCUAGCGGCCGUGCAGGGCGGAGGCGCGGUCCGCUGCGGCCCGCGCCCGUCCCGGCACGCUCGGCAUUAAACUGUUUGCGCCUC